CAUGUAGUGUGUGUGUUGAACAUUCGAAUGAUGUUAGCCUAGAAAUUGAAAUUUCAAAAUCAAAACAGAAAAUAUUUCUCAAUUGAAUUUAUUAAAAAAGUGUUGAAAUAUUUUUAUUGGCCCUCCAUCAAAAUGACUUUGAUCAAUUUUGCAUUGCGUCAAGGCGGCUUGAGGUCGUUCGGUGUAAUAAACACCCAGAUGAGAAGAUAUUCAUCUGGUGCGGUUAAACCGUUGGAGAAAAUUCGAAACAUUGGUAUUUCGGCGCAUAUUGAUUCCGGAAAAACGACAUUGACCGAACGUAUUCUCUUCUAUACUGGACGAAUCGCCCAGAUGCAUGAAGUCAAAGGCAAGGAUAAUGUCGGUGCUCUAAUGGAUUCAAUGGAAUUAGAGCGACAAAGAGGAAUCACCAUUCAAUCAGCUGCCACUUACACAGAUUGGAAGGAUAUUAACAUCAAUAUCAUUGAUACACCGGGUCACGUCGAUUUUACUGUUGAAGUUGAACGUGCGUUGCGUGUACUUGAUGGUGCUAUUUUGGUGUUAUGUGCCGUGGGUGGUGUUCAAUCACAAACACUAACUGUCAAUCGUCAAAUGAAACGAUACGAUGUUCCAUGUCUUGCUUUUAUCAAUAAACUUGAUCGAUUGAGCGCCGACCCAUUUCGUGUGGUCCAUCAAUUGCGAUCCAAACUUGGCCAUAACGCUGCGUUUAUUCAAUUGCCAAUUGGUUUGGAGAAAGAUUGCAAGGGAAUUAUUGAUUUGAUUGAAGAAAAAGCCUUGUAUUUCGAAGGUGAAUGCGGUUUAGAUAUUCGAAAAGACGAAAUUCCGGAUGACAUGAAAGAUGAAUGCAAAACAAAACGCGCCGAACUCAUUGAAAUAUUGGCGAAUGUCGAUGAAGUUUUAGGCGAUAUGUUUCUGGAAGAGAAAACUAUCACUAUUCCAGAUAUUAAGGCGGCCAUUCGAAGAUCGUGUUUGAAACGAAAAUUCACACCGGUCAUGGUUGGAACAGCGUUGAAAAAUAAAGGUGUUCAACCACUACUCGAUGCUGUUGUUGAGUAUUUGCCACAUCCUGGAGAGGUAUCAAAUAUUGCUUUGGUCGAAAAAGAAGGCAGUGAAACGCAAAAAAUAAUGCUUGAUCCUGCACGCUCUGAUGAAAAGCCGUUCGUGGGAUUGGCAUUUAAGCUUGAAGCUGGACGUUUUGGACAACUUACUUAUAUGAGAUGCUACCAAGGAACAUUGAAAAAGAAGGAUAACAUUUAUAAUACACGCAGCAAACGAAAGAUAAAAGCUGGACGAUUGGUACGAAUGCAUUCAAGUCAAAUGGAGGAUGUUGAAGAAGUGCAUGCCGGUGAUAUCUUUGCAAUGUUUGGGGUGGAUUGCGCUAGCGGGGACACCUUUGUUUGCGACCAAAAGUUGGAUAUCUCAAUGGAGUCUAUGUUUGUGCCAGAACCGGUGGUUUCUAUGUCUAUUUCACCCAAAGAGCAAAAAGAUCGUGAACGUUUUGGAAAAGCCAUUGAUCGAUUUACACGUGAAGAUCCAACAUUCCAAUAUUAUUACAAUCCCGAGAGCAGAGAAUCAAUUGUAAGCGGCAUGGGAGAGUUGCAUCUGGAAAUCUAUGCCCAACGAAUGGAACGUGAAUACAAUUGUGCCGUAACAUUGGGCAAACCAAAGGUUGCCUUCAGAGAAACCCUUAUGGAACCAUGCAACUUUGAUUAUUUGCAUAAGAAACAGAGUGGUGGUCAAGGGCAGUAUGCUCGUGUAACUGGAGCUAUCGUACCAUUGGACCCACAUGAGAAUACACAACUUAAAUUUUCGGAUAAAACUGUGGGUACAAAUGUACCGAAGCAAUUUGUGCCAGGCGUUAAACGCGGAUUUUUGGAUAUGUGCGAAAAGGGUCUUCUAACUGGAAAUAAAAUUGCUGGCAUUGAGUUUACAUUGAUUGACGGUGCACAUCAUAUUGUUGAUUCAUCUGAAUUUGCAUUCUAUCUUGCGGCCCAAGGUGCUGUACGUGAUGUUUUUGAUUUUGGCAAGUGGCGUAUUAUUGAGCCAAUUAUGAAUGUGGAAAUUGUGGCACCGGUUGAGUUCCAAGGCACAGUAUUGAGCGGCAUUUCGAAACGCAGUGGAAUCAUGACCAGCCGUGAACAAACCGAAGGCUGGUUUACAGUCAAUGCCGAAGUCCCCUUAAACAGAAUGUUUGGCUAUGCUUCUGAAUUACGCUCUCAAACUCAAGGCAAAGGUGAAUUUAGCAUGGAAUAUGCACGUUAUGCACCAUGUACGGCAGACCUACAAGAACAACUAAUUAUGGAUUACCAAAGAUCUCUGGGCAAUAUUCCAGAUGCUGACAAAAAGAAAAAGAAAAAUAAAUAAAUCUUCAAUGUAAUUUUAUUUGUACAAAAUGUUUUCGAAAAUAGCAAUUAUUUUAAAUGUUUAUAUCAAUCA
Molecule: messenger RNA, 2433 nt
Organism: Contarinia nasturtii (swede midge)
Lineage: Eukaryota; Metazoa; Arthropoda; Insecta; Diptera; Cecidomyiidae
Gene: mEFG1
Product: elongation factor G, mitochondrial
Exons: 5
Coding region: 133-2361 (742 amino acids)
Biological process (GO): mitochondrial translational elongation
Cellular component (GO): mitochondrion
Molecular function (GO): GTP binding; GTPase activity; translation elongation factor activity
Source: RefSeq, a predicted model, not a curated record